Molecule: messenger RNA, 669 nt
Organism: Priapulus caudatus
Lineage: Eukaryota; Metazoa; Priapulida; Priapulimorpha; Priapulimorphida; Priapulidae
Product: adenylosuccinate lyase-like
Exons: 5
Biological process (GO): 'de novo' AMP biosynthetic process
Cellular component (GO): cytosol
Molecular function (GO): N6-(1,2-dicarboxyethyl)AMP AMP-lyase (fumarate-forming) activity; (S)-2-(5-amino-1-(5-phospho-D-ribosyl)imidazole-4-carboxamido) succinate lyase (fumarate-forming) activity
Source: RefSeq, a predicted model, not a curated record
AUGUGCACGGACCUGCGUCUGCUGGCCAGCAUGAAGGAGAUUGAGGAGCCGUUUGAGAAGGAUCAGAUCGGAUCGUCCGCGAUGCCCUACAAGCGUAACCCGAUGCGCAGCGAGCGUUGCUGCGGCCUCGCUCGCCACCUGAUGGCGCUACUCAGCGACCCGAUGCACACUGCCGCCGUGCAGUGGAUGGAGCGCACCCUGGACGACAGCGCCAACAGACGCAUCAGCAUUGCGGAGGCCUUCAUCACAGCCGACAUUCUGCUUACAACCCUGCAGAAUAUCUGUGAGGGUCUCAUCGUCUAUCCACGGGUGAUAGAGAGGCACAUUCGACAGGAGCUACCGUUCAUGGCAACUGAGAACGUUAUCAUGGCAAUGGUGAAGGCUGGGAAAAACAGACAGGAGGUGCACGAGGAGGUAAGAGUCCUCUCCCACCAGGCGGCAGCAGUUGUCAAGGAAGACGGAGAGGAGAACGAUCUCAUUGAGAGAAUCCAGGAGAGCGGGUUUUUCAAGCCGAUUCACUCGCAGCUGGAGCAGAUAAUGGAUCCAAAGUCGUUCAUCGGACGUGCUCCACAGCAGGUGGUAUCCUUUCUGGACGAUGAGGUAAGGCCAGCUCUGAGGCCUUAUGCUGCUGACGUUGAGAAGGUUGUCACCACCUCCCUCAACGUGUAA